CCACGGUUGGGUGAACAAGGUAUUAUCUAUAUAAGCAGUAAGUAGCUCCAAACUUCAUUCAUUUACCUGAUAUCACAAUGAGAUCCAGCCUAGCCCUGUUAACGCUCGCAAUAGCGAUCACAGUGGUCCAUUGUGUUCCGAACAUAAGGAAAAAGACAACAUGUGAAAAUAAGACAGCUUAUUUGAAAUGCAGUCGUGGAUACACCCUCUCCAUAAUAACGGCCAGAUAUGGCCGAAGUGACCAUGCCACGUGUCCGAGUAAGAAGAUUCGAACCACCUACUGCUCCUCCCGAGAGUCUCUCAAUGUGGUCAAACGGUCGUGUAACGGGCUUCAAUCAUGUAAAGUGCGUGCGUCCAACAAGGUGUUCGGGGAUCCCUGUCGAGGAACAUACAAGUACCUUAGUGUUCGAUAUGUGUGCAAGAAAACCGCACCGGCUGGCAUCCAGCGAAGUAUUACAUGUGAGAGGAAGAAAAGUACUUUGUCCUGUCGACGUGGUCAAGUACUGGACAUCUUGUCGGCUGAUUAUGGCCGAUCUGAUCCUAACACGUGUUAUAGCAAGAACAUCCGCACAACGAAAUGCGCAUCCAGCAAAUCAUUCUACAAAGUCAAAGAUAGCUGUCAAGGCAAAAGAAGCUGCCGGCUGUACGCGUCCAACAGAGUGUUUGGUGAUCCCUGCAGAGGAACAUACAAAUACCUCGACGUCAAGUACCGAUGUGUUGCCUAUCAAAAACCAAAGACGUACUCUAGGACAAUUUGCGAAUCAAGCAGUACGACGAUUAAAUGUCCGUCAAGCAUGAAGGUAAACAUACUGUUCGCCUCUUACGGACGAACGGACAGAUCCACGUGUAGUAGGUACGGGAAAAUGAUGGACAUAAGCUGUAGUGCGUCCGGAUGUGUCGACCGGGUCAAGAAAUACUGUCAAGGUCAUCACACCUGUACCGUGAAGGCUGCAAACUCCGUGUUCGGUGAUCCGUGUCGAGGCACAUACAAAUAUCUCAAACUUAAGUACCAGUGUGUGUAUUAGAUCAUUUCGUAUCCGUGAAUUUGUAUCCCAGUGACUCAGAAAUCCCUCAGAUUGAUUUAGAUAAUUUAUUGUUUGAUAUUUGAUCUUCAAUAAAAAUGAUCUCCCAAU
Molecule: messenger RNA, 1133 nt
Organism: Pecten maximus
Lineage: Eukaryota; Metazoa; Mollusca; Bivalvia; Pectinida; Pectinidae
Product: L-rhamnose-binding lectin CSL3-like
Exons: 4
Coding region: 78-1025 (315 amino acids)
Molecular function (GO): carbohydrate binding
Source: RefSeq, a predicted model, not a curated record